Auxenochlorella protothecoides is the source of this 789-nucleotide messenger RNA. Its product is annotated as Casein kinase II subunit beta. Gene Ontology annotation, cellular component: protein kinase CK2 complex; cytoplasm. The transcript has 3 exons. Gene Ontology annotation, molecular function: protein kinase regulator activity. The record is from RefSeq and is a predicted model, not a curated record. NCBI's taxonomy places the organism in Eukaryota, Viridiplantae, Chlorophyta, Trebouxiophyceae, Chlorellales, Chlorellaceae. The coding region runs from base 1 to 789 and encodes 262 amino acids.
AUGGCGGUGGAGGACGGUGAGACGGUGAUGGGGGAGGGCCAGGAGGUGGACAGCGAGUCGGAGAGCGACAGCAGCGAGGAGCCCCAAAGCGGUACCCCCGCCGUGGAGGAAGAGGUGAGCACCUGGAUCCACUGGUUCUGCGGCCUGAAGGGCAACGAGUUCUUCUGUGAGGUGGAGGAGGACUACGUGCAGGACGACUUCAACCUGAGCGGGCUGGGGGGCAUGGUGCCCUACUACGACUACGCGCUGGACUUCAUCCUGGAGGCGGAGUCGGUGCACACCGAGAUCAUGACCGAGGCGCAGCAGGAGAUGGUGGAAGGCGCGGCGGAGACGCUGUACGGCCUCAUCCACGCUCGCUACGUCCUCACUGCGCGCGGCCUGGCCGCCAUGGCCGAGAAGUUCCGGGCGGGGGAGUUUGGCCGCUGCCCGCGCGUGCUUUGCCACGGCCAGCCCUGCCUGCCGGUGGGUGUGUCGGACCUGCCGCGCCAGGCCACGGUCAAGCUGUUUUGCCCGCGCUGCGAGGAGGCCUACUACCCCCGCUCCCGCCUGCACGGCAACCUGGACGGCGCCUACUUUGGCACCACCAUGGCCCACCUCCUCCUGCUCACCUACCCCGCACUGCGCCCCACCAAGUCCACCGAGGCCUUUGUCCCCCGCAUCUUCGGCUUCAAGAUCCACCCCAGCGCUCACAGGAUCGCGGCCGGGUCGGGCGCGGAGCGCAAGCUGCGGCGCCUCGAGGCACAGGACGUCGCCAUGGACUCGGCGCCCAGUGCCAACGCGGCGGCCUGA